GUGGUUUGUUUUUGGUGCACACGCACCCCUCCCUCUCGCGGGGCACAUGGUACGGUCCGCGCCGCGUCAUCCAUUGUUUACAAAUGAACUCGGUUUGUGCCGAGCGGCGUGGUGAGCGCGAGGAGCGGCCCGGCGGCUCAGACACACCGAAACAAAAACACGAACACCGAGACCCGAGACCCGAGACCCGAGACCCGGGACCAUGCCGUGUCGGAAGGAGAACUACAUCUUUCUGGAGCAGUCCGUCACCGUCGACUCGAAGGAGGUGGACGCGCUGGUGACAAAGAUCGGCGAGGCGCUGCAGCUCCACAGCAACAACGGCGGCCACCAGAAGACCGUGUCCGUGUCCAUGUCGUGCCUGCACGGGCUCACCGGCGGCGGCGGCGGCACCGUCGGGGUCAAACCGGCGGCUAUCAUCGGGGGAGGCUGCGCGGCGGCACCGGCGCAGAAACGUAACGGCUGCUGCAUGCGGCUCCGGAGCCGGGGACACCGAGGGAGCAGCAGGGCGAGCCCGUAUAACAUCCCCGGGUCCAACGGCGACCAGGACUGGGACCAAAUCAAACCGUGGAACAAAAAGAGGGUCGACGUGGAGGAGGACGACCCGCACCGGCUGCUGCAGGACUUGAUACUGUCGGGGAAUCUGAUCAAAGAGGCCGUGAGGAGGCUGCAGUUCUCCGCCGCAGACUGUGCAGAUUUCCCCAAAGACGACGGACAGUGUGCCGUGCUGAUACCGUAACGGACGGACCGGGGACGGGCUUCCCUCCGCAGCGUCCUCCGGGACGUGACACAAAAACAGACUGUGUGCACGAGGACUGUUUAGAAUAUGAAUAUUCACGUGACUGGUAGCUACGUUUUUCUAAUUUCACACA
Molecule: messenger RNA, 869 nt
Organism: Larimichthys crocea (large yellow croaker)
Lineage: Eukaryota; Metazoa; Chordata; Actinopteri; Sciaenidae
Gene: gbp
Product: glycogen synthase kinase binding protein
Exons: 1
Coding region: 203-736 (177 amino acids)
Cellular component (GO): cytoplasm
Source: RefSeq, a predicted model, not a curated record